AUGUACGACAAAGACUACGACGGAGGUACGGCGAACGGAUAUGCAUUAUCGGCCACCGCUCUGGACAUUGAAAAGGCCCUGAAAAGAGAUCUGAAGCCUGGAGAACUUCUUUGGAAAGGCUGUAAACCGCUGGGAAACCGGCUCCGCAAGCUUGCGAGGGCACUGGACACAUUCAUCCCAAUCGAGGUGCUCGGAGAAAAAGACAAUAAGGGCAUACUACGAGUUCCCGAUGAGCAUCAAGGGAACCGACACAAAAAGCAGACUGACCGGAACAUGGAGGAGCUGACAGCGGCGAUUUUCAUAGAGCUGCGGUGGUGCAGUGGCAACAAGCAAUGCUCGAGCGAGAGAAUUGGCUACGAGAAAGAUGGAGCUUUGCAACAGAUCCUGCCAAAAGAAAGGAAGGGUGGGAUAAACUCCCCAUGGCUACCGGCCUUGCGCCCGAGGUUGUCGUUCAUUGAGGUCUUGCGCAAAGUGCGAGUCUGGGGCCACACUUGCUCUCGCCAAAUACGCGGAGUGUCCAUUGGAUGUGUCAUCGAGCGCGUGGUCAGCGAGGAGGAAUCUGUGGUGGACGGUGAGGAGGAGGAGGACGUUAACAAUGACAAGAUUUGA
This is a messenger RNA of Diaporthe citri, 609 nucleotides long. RefSeq lists its product as uncharacterized. The record is from RefSeq and is a predicted model, not a curated record. NCBI's taxonomy places the organism in Eukaryota, Fungi, Ascomycota, Sordariomycetes, Diaporthales, Diaporthaceae. The transcript is spliced from 3 exons. The coding region runs from base 1 to 609 and encodes 202 amino acids.